Molecule: messenger RNA, 990 nt
Organism: Saccharomyces cerevisiae S288C
Lineage: Eukaryota; Fungi; Ascomycota; Saccharomycetes; Saccharomycetales; Saccharomycetaceae
Gene: SAM35
Product: SAM complex subunit SAM35
Exons: 1
Coding region: 1-990 (329 amino acids)
Cellular component (GO): mitochondrial outer membrane
Source: RefSeq, marked reviewed
AUGGUAAGUUCAUUCAGUGUUCCCAUGCCAGUAAAACGGAUAUUUGACACAUUUCCGUUACAAACAUAUGCUGCGCAGACUGACAAGGACGAGGCCGUUGCAUUAGAAAUACAGCGGAGGUCCUACACAUUCACAGAACGCGGUGGUGGAAGCUCUGAGUUGACUGUGGAGGGGACGUACAAGCUAGGUGUUUACAACGUUUUUUUGGAGGCAAAUACAGGGGCGGCAUUGGCCACAGAUCCAUGGUGUCUGUUUGUUCAGCUUGCGCUGUGUCAAAAGAAUGGUCUAGUCUUACCCACGCACUCGCAGGAACAAACCCCAUCGCAUACCUGUAACCAUGAAAUGCUCGUUCUGUCCCGUCUUUCUAACCCCGAUGAGGCCCUACCUAUUCUAGUUGAGGGUUACAAGAAGAGAAUUAUAAGAUCCACCGUGGCAAUCAGCGAAAUUAUGAGGUCUCGGAUACUUGAUGAUGCUGAGCAGUUGAUGUACUAUACGUUGCUGGAUACCGUGCUGUACGAUUGUUGGAUCACGCAAAUAAUUUUCUGUGCCUCAGAUGCGCAAUUCAUGGAAUUGUACUCUUGCCAGAAGUUAAGUGGUUCGAUAGUCACUCCAUUGGACGUAGAAAACUCUUUAUUACAGAAGUUGUCCGCAAAGAGUUUGAAGAUAUCCCUAACAAAGCGGAACAAGUUCCAGUUCCGCCAUCGAGAAAUCGUCAAGAGUAUGCAAGGAGUUUAUCACAACCAUCACAACUCCGUUAAUCAAGAGCAGGUCUUGAACGUUUUGUUCGAGAAUAGCAAGCAAGUUCUUUUAGGUUUAAAAGAUAUGUUGAAAAGCGACGGGCAACCCACUUACUUACAUCUGAAAAUUGCAAGUUACAUUCUUUGUAUAACGAACGUUAAGGAACCCAUAAAGCUAAAGACAUUUGUUGAAAACGAAUGUAAAGAAUUGGUCCAGUUUGCACAAGACACCCUGAAGAACUUCGUUCAGUAA